AUGUCGCUCGGGGAGCUAGCAUUCCUUUCACUCGCAGCGCCCUCCCCGCCUCCUACCUCGUUGCGCGAGCAGCAACUCUACGCCGCCACGCUUGAGGCGUACGGUAACGUCCGCGAUGUCCUCCUCCCGUAUGCGAGCCAGGGAGUUCGCGAGGCCGCCUCGUCUGUUCUGGCUUCCAAAGAACUCUUGCAGCACUGGGAAGAUGCUCUUGGAGGGUCCGAGGCCGCCACCCACCAUGGCCCGCAGUCAUUCAGCCUGUCACCAGUGUCGGGAGGUGCACCCCUCUCACCCCUCUCACCUCUUGGCACAUACACGCGCGGUACAUCUAUCCCUCCCGUGUCUCCUCUCAGUAACCUUGGCCCUCAACCUGAACUCGCCCCGCCGCUCCUCGCGGGAGCCCGCGACUCGAUGGCCGUCAUCCACGUCCUUGAUCGUAGGCGCGAUGGUGCCUACGCCCGCAUUCUGCACUACCUCCUCCACCUUGCUGCACCUCGCCAUGCCGCUUGUGACAUGGGCGCAUGCGUCACUGCUGACCGCGUCAAGAUGGUCCUCGGCCUCGACCGCCUGGUGUCAACCCGCCCCGACGUCGUGUUUGGUCUUGACCCAUUGCGAAUCGCCGUCAGCCCCGGUCCGUCCUCCAAGCUGCUGUUCGACCCUGGCAAGCAAGUGCAGCUGUAUGCAGCGAGUAUAAAGGACCUAGUGGUCAACCUCGGUGACGCACCCUCUGCCCCGUGGUUUCCGUGGGUAUUUUGCUCCACCCAGCCUCUCUGUGGCGAUUUCGGCAAGGCCCACCUCGACAACCUGACUGCCAUGCGUCUCGGACUCGGUCUCGUGGUCCGCCUUGCCCGUCUCGCGCACGAAACGGAUCCCGUGCACUCCCUCCCCAUCCCACUGCUCUGCAAGCGCGUGUACGGUGUGGAGGCCGUUGGCAGUGUGUGGCGCCUGUUCUUGAUGGUCAGCGAGGGUGACGACUACACCGCCACUGAAAUAUGGUGCGGCUCAGCGUGUGUCCCGUCAAGCAUGGCACAGUUCCUCGGUAUCACGACCAGCAUUGCCGCUGAAGCCGACGUCCGCCACGACUAUAUCAGCAACUGGCUCUUCUCGCUGCGUUCCACCUCGUCCCUCGUCGAGAAUGGCGUCUUCGCCAUCAGCCGCCAGCAAGAGCCCGCUCCAAGCCCCAUCCACGCACCCAUCCCUGUCCAUGUUCCCAGUCCUUACGGCACUUGGCUGGCCAGCACCCCCCGUCGCAUGAACGUCGGCGUUAUCCCCAGCCACCUAACGCUCGUGUCCCCGCGCGAGUUUGACGCGGCGGCUCAUCUCGCGGCCAACUCCACUGGCACUUUCGGCCAGCCACAGUCCAUUCCUGUCAGCGAGUCCAUCACUCUCUCCGACUCGGGGCUCGAGACGGAGUACAACCCCAACAGCUACGAAUAUUCUCGCCAGUACACCGUGUAG
Apiotrichum porosum is the source of this 1455-nucleotide messenger RNA. RefSeq lists its product as uncharacterized. The coding region runs from base 1 to 1455 and encodes 484 amino acids. The transcript is spliced from 5 exons. The record is from RefSeq and is a predicted model, not a curated record. Lineage: Eukaryota; Fungi; Basidiomycota; Tremellomycetes; Trichosporonales; Trichosporonaceae.